Molecule: messenger RNA, 465 nt
Organism: Cucurbitaria berberidis CBS 394.84
Lineage: Eukaryota; Fungi; Ascomycota; Dothideomycetes; Pleosporales; Cucurbitariaceae
Exons: 1
Coding region: 1-465 (154 amino acids)
Source: RefSeq, a predicted model, not a curated record
AUGUCUCCACUUCGUGUCAGCGACUCAAAAACAGACUCCUCAACCAAAAACACCACUACUUCCUCCCCACCACCCUCCUUCAGGAAGUUUGAGCGCUAUUUCACCUCUCUCGUCGGUAUCGCGCGCCAAACCAUCAACCCGGUCUACACUACUACACACCGCCCCUCGACGUUCUUAGCCAUAGACAAAUUACUUAAUAUUCAAGACCGACUCGACGUCUUCUUCGCGAAGUGUCCGGAUUAUGAUUGGGUGGGCGACGCAUCUUAUCGGCUUGUGUUAGAGAUGCAGAUUUUGAUGAGGAUGGUAGAGAUUGCGCUGGCGUUGAGACAUAGUAAGAUCGCCUGGCCUCAGGCAUGCGGUAGUGGGGAGGAGGCAAAGGCCAUGCAGAAGGGCGCUUAUGAACACGUUGAGGUGUUGGUAUUUGCUAGGGAAAGAAUGAGAAAGAAGGAUAUGCUGUGGAUGUAG